CCGCGUAGUCCUCAGGAACUUGUGAACCAGAAAGCUUGGCAGAGAAGCAAAUGCCAGCGUCCUGGAAGAACUGAGAGUCACGUCUGUAGGCGCUGAGGCUUUUUUUUCCUUCCCCGCCCCCUGCCCAGCCUUGGCCCGAGUUGGCCAAAGGAUGUGUCACCGGCUGCGGGGCCGCGGGUGCAAGCCCAGAGCGGCUGGUAGCGGUGUACCUGAGACAAAGGUAACGGAGGCCGGGCGGACUGCACCUCUGCCCUGCGCUCCAGGGCCCCGGCGCCCCGGGCAGGGGUCUCGCUGCCGCGCCGGCCUGGCCUUGGCUGGAGGGGCAUUCUCCUGGGGACUCUCGAUGGAAACCAGCUGGCCGUGCCUGGAGUUGAUGUUGCUUCCGAACUCCGCUGUGCUCACAUUAUUUCCAUUCCUCUCACCCUGGUUUGUCAUUCACAGAAACAUGGAUCAUUUAAACCUUUGGAGGACUCACUUAUCACAAUACAUCUAUACUACCAACUGAAAUUUAUGACAGUAUAUUUAUGACAAAUUUCUGCAUUGAAGAACUAAAAAGACAGUCUUCAUAAAAAUAACCCAAGUAGUAUCAUAUUACUAAGUAAAACUGAAAGGAACAAUUAUUAAAUUAUUAGUCUUGCUAAUACAAGCACAUGUGUGCAGCAGCUACUGUAUACUGAUAGUUAAUCAAACCUCAAAUUUCAGUGGUUUCCUAUUGUGGGAAGUCAUUAUAUCUGUACCCAGAGAAUACUGUCAUUAAAUAUAUUUUCAGCUAAAUGUCAUUUAGGUGACUUUUCUCCGAACAAGAUCUAGAAAGUUCCACAUCCUGACACAGUGGAUUUGAUAUUAUGGCAGCAACUUACAGACUUGUAGUUAGUACUGUGAACCACUACAGCAGUGUGGUAAUAGAUCGACGUUUUGAGCAAGCUGUACAUUAUUGCACUGGAACCUGCCAUACUUUCACACAUGGAGUUGACUGCAUUGUGGUACAUCAUAGUGUUUGUGCAGACCUCUUGCACAUUCCUGUGUCUCAGUUCAAAGAUGCAGAUCUGAAUUCUGUAUUUCUACCCCAUGAAAAUGGGCUUUCCUCAGCUGAAGGUGACUGUCCCCAUCAGGUCCUUACAGGCAUACCCAGAGUCAAAAGAACUUCUACAUUUCAGAAUAGCUGUAAUUUAAAGGACAUUGCAGGAGAAGCAAUCAAUUUUGCCAGUGGAAAAAUAAAGGAAUUUUCCUUUGAAAAACUAAAAAACUCGAACCAUGUGGCUUACAAAAAGGGAAGGAAAGUUAAGUCUGACUCAUUUAAUAGGCGGUCAGUUGACUUUGAUUUGCUCUGUGGCCAUUAUAACAAUGAUGAGACCACUCCAUCCUUUGGUUUACUCCGGAGUUCUUCAGUUGAGGAAAAAUCUUUAUCCCAUAGAAACUCACUUGAGACAAACUUAACUUCAAUGCUUCUUCAAAACUUCUCUGAAGAAGACCUGGUUAAUCAGAUUUUGGAAAAACAUAAAAUCGAUAAUUUUUCUUCGGGCACAGACAUAAAAAUGUGUUUGGACAUUUUACUGAAAUGUUCUGAAGAUUUGAAAAAAUGCACAGACAUCAUAAAACAAUGCAUAAAGAAAAAGUCAGGAGGUAGCAUCAAUGAAGGAAGUGGUAAUGAUACAAUUUCUAGUUCUGAAACCGUCUAUAUGAAUGUAAUGACCAGGUUAGCAUCCUAUCUAAAAAAGUUACCAUUUGAAUUCAUGCAAUCUGAGAAUAAUGAGUCCAUAGAUUUAACAGAACUAGUCAGUAAUAUGCCUAGCUUACAGUUAACUCCCUUCUCACCAAUAUAUGGCACUGAACAGCCCCCUAAAUAUGAAGAUGUUGUCCAGCUCCCAACCCCUAACUCUGGACAAUUUCAAACUAUUGAAUUGCAAGAUGACAAACAUAAUUCUAGGAAAAUGGACAUUGUAAAAACCAUUCCAAACAACUCUACAAAUUCCUUAUAUAGCUUGGGAGUAAAUGAUCCCAGAACUUUAAAAGCUGUCCAGCUUCAGUCACCAUUAUCCAUGAACCAUGUGGAGAAUGUUUCUUCUGGAAACUUAAUGGAAACUCUUUAUAUUGAAGAAGAGUCAGAUGGAAAGAAGGCAUUAUUAAAUAAAGUACAACAGACAGAGAAUGGACUCAGUCACAAGUUGUUAAAAGUAAAUGAACAGAGAGGAGAAUUUUCAGACCAUGGUACUCAUCUUAAAAAUUCUUGUGCCUCAAUACAAAAUGAAAUUGGUAAGAUAUUUGAGAAACCGAUUGUUCAUCUACCUGAAGAAGACCCUGAAACAAAAGUUCCUAAAGUGGAAACAGGAGACCAGAGAAACUUUAUUAACUCGAACAGUCAGGAAGAGAUAGAUAAAUUGUUGAUGGAUUUGGAAUCAUUUUCACAGAAGAUGGAGACCUCUCUAAGAGAGCCACUUGCCAAGGGUAAAAACUCCAGUUCUCUAAAUUAUCGUAAUCAUUUGACUGGUCAGCUCCCUGUAGACACUGAGCCUAAAUCUACAGUCUCUCCACCUGUGGAAAAAGUCUCACCUUCCUGUCUAUCAAGAAUUAUUGAAACCAAUGGACACAAAAUAGAGGAAGAGGAUCGAGCCCUCUUACUACGAAUUCUGGAAAGUAUUGAAGACUUUGCUCAAGAACUAGUUGACUGCAAAUCAGGCAGAGGUUGCCUAUCCCAGGAAAAAGAAAUGAUGCAAAUUCUACAGGAAACCUUGACAACUUCCUCUAAGACCAAUUUAUCCAUCUGUAAGGAUCCUGUUGGUGAUAAACCCAAAGACACUACUUCAGUGGUUUUGAUUCAGCAGACCCCAGAAGUGAUCAAGAUUCAAAAUAAACCAGAAAAGAAACCUGAAACACCACUUCCACCUCCAGCCACCUUUUCAAGUAGUCCCCAACCUCACUCUCCUAUUCCAGCUGUGAAUAAUGUUGUAAAUGCACCAUUGUCCAUAAACAUUCCACGGUUCUACUUUCCUGAAGGACUCCCCGAUACCUGCAGUAACCAUGAACAGACUCUAAGCAGAAUUGAAACUGCUUUUAUGGAUAUUGAAGAUCAGAAAGCAGACAUUUGUGAAAUGGGAAAGAUUGCAAAGAUCUGUGGCUGUCCUCUCUAUUGGAAAGCCCCCAUGUUUAGGGCUGCAGGGGGAGAGAAGACAGGAUUUGUGUCAGCACAGUCAUUUAUUGCCACAUGGAGAAGGUUGCUGAAUAACCAUCAUGAUGAUGCCUCUAAGUUCAUCUGUCUUCUGGCAAAACCUGGCUGCAGCUCUGUAGAACAAGAGGAUUUUGUCCCGUUACUUCAGGAUGUAGUGGAUACACAUCCUGGCCUUACGUUCCUGAAAGAUGCUCCUGAAUUCCACUCCCGCUACAUCACCACGGUUAUUCAGAGAAUAUUCUACACAGUCAACAGAUCUUGGAGUGGAAAAAUUACUUCAACAGAGAUAAGAAAAAGCAACUUUUUGCAAACUCUAGCCCUUUUGGAAGAAGAGGAAGAUAUAAAUCAAAUCACAGAUUACUUCUCCUAUGAACAUUUUUAUGUUAUUUAUUGUAAAUUUUGGGAACUAGAUGGUGAUCAUGACUUGUACAUCAGCCAGGCAGAUCUCUCUCGAUACAAUGACCAGGCGUCAUCAAACAGAAUAAUUGAAAGAAUAUUCUCUGGGGCAGUAACAAGGGGAAAAACUGUGCAGAAAGAGGGAAGAAUGAGCUAUGCAGAUUUUGUUUGGUUUUUGAUCUCUGAGGAAGACAAAAGGAACCCUACCAGCAUUGAGUACUGGUUCCGCUGCAUGGAUGUGGAUGGAGAUGGAGUGCUCUCCAUGUAUGAGCUGGAGUACUUCUAUGAGGAACAGUGUGAACGGAUGGAAGCCAUGGGUAUUGAGCCCUUGCCAUUUCAUGAUCUGCUGUGCCAGAUGCUUGACUUGGUGAAGCCAACCUGUGAUGGCAAAAUAACUCUACGAGAUCUCAAGAGGUGCCGAAUGGCUCACAUCUUCUAUGACACUUUCUUUAAUUUGGAAAAAUACUUGGACCAUGAACAGAGAGAUCCCUUCGCAAUCCAGAAGGAUGUUGAGAAUGAUGGGCCUGAGCCCUCAGACUGGGACAGGUUUGCUGCAGAGGAGUACGAGACUCUUGUUGCUGAGGAAUCUGCCCAAGCACAGUUCCAGGAAGGGUCCUUUGAAGAUUAUGAGACAGAUCAGCCUGCUUCUCCCUCUGAAUUUGGAAACAAAGGCAAUAAAAUAGUAACCUCCAACCUUUCAGAGCAAUGUGGAAAGCUUCAGUCAGUGGAUGAAGAGUAGCUGCCAAGGUCAACACGAAAGGAUGACAUGUAUUUUAAAAUUUUUUUCUUGUGAAGAGAUGCUGUAGUUUGCAUACUGCUUUUUAAAGGCUUUGAUUUCUCCAAGUGUGUAUCUGCGCUAGGAACUUUUAUUUUUAAGCAAUGGGUCUAGAUACAUAUUCAUUUUAGGAGACUCCAGUUUGCCUCAAAUUCUUGCAGAGCUUUUCCUUGGAAGUGUCUAUAUAACAACUUACUUUACGAAGUCUGCACAUCAGCACUGUACACCCUUGAAUGUAUCAAGGAUCCCUUAGGGACAGUGCCAAGCAGUUCAUCCUCUGCACAGAAGUUGCCUCAGUGAUGGCCAGCAUCCCUGAGGUCCUCAGGGCUCCUGUGGAGCCUGGAAGAAGUUGUCCACUUGCAGAAAACUUGAGUCAGAAAAUUCUGGAACUUGAAAAUGUAGGCAGGGCCUCCAGAAUUGACUUAACCCUAGUAAUAAAAGCACUGCCAAAACAUCUCAGAGACUUCCUUUAUGUGUACUGGAGUUCAGAUCUUGAACUUACCUGGUUUAAUGUUAACUUCACGAUGACUUGCCCAAACUGCUAGUCACUUUACAACCUCAGGUAUUACAACCACUGGGCCUUCCAAAUUCACUGACAAGCUCUAGCAACUUCCCCAUCCUUAUUGUGAAUCUUAUGUAAACACAAGAAAAACUUCUUAAAU
Messenger RNA from Fukomys damarensis (Damara mole-rat), 4999 nucleotides. It is a transcript of the gene Ppp2r3a, whose product is annotated as protein phosphatase 2 regulatory subunit B''alpha. NCBI's taxonomy places the organism in Eukaryota, Metazoa, Chordata, Mammalia, Rodentia, Bathyergidae. Gene Ontology annotation, cellular component: protein phosphatase type 2A complex. Gene Ontology annotation, molecular function: calcium ion binding; protein phosphatase regulator activity. The transcript is spliced from 14 exons. Gene Ontology annotation, biological process: protein dephosphorylation. The coding region runs from base 846 to 4301 and encodes 1151 amino acids. The record is from RefSeq and is a predicted model, not a curated record.